AUGACUAAGAUCGCUCUGCUUGGUGCUGCAGGCCAGAUUGGCACACCACUCAGCCUUUUGUGCAAGUCUAGUGAUUUGUUUGAUGAAAUCUCGCUCUAUGAUGUUGUUCAUGCCCCAGGCAUCGCAACGGACUUGAACCACAUUGAUACCAGGGCCAAGGUCUCAGGCCACCUUGCUGAGGAUGGAGGGCUACAGAAAGCAUUAGAAGGAGCCGAUAUUGUGGUGGUUACCGCCGGAAUUGCUCGCAAGCCAGGGAUGACUCGAGACGAUCUCUUCAAGACUAAUGCAAGCAUCAUCCGCGACCUCUUCACCGAAGUUGCCAAGACUUGCCCACAGGCCAUUUGCUGUAUAGUGACGAACCCAGUCAACUCAACGGUUCCCGUGGCGGCCGAAGCUUUACGCAAGGGAGAUGCAUAUGACCCUACCCGCCUAUUCGGCGUGACAACCCUUGAUGUUGUACGGGCGUCGACCUUUAUCGCACAUGCUCUCGGCGGAAGUGCCGACCCCAAGUCAUUCAAGGUGCCUGUCAUUGGGGGACACAGCGGCGCAACCAUCUUGCCACUCUACAGCCAGGUAGUGCCUAAAAUCAGCAUCGACUCGGAAAAGCUGGCACAGGUUAUUUACAGGGUACAGUUUGGUGGGGAUGAGAUUGUUGAGAGCAAAAAGGGUGCUGGCAGUGCGACGACCUGCAUGGCUUACGCUGGAUUUCGCUUUAUCAAGGCCUUGCUACAAGCGAAGAGCGGCACCCCCGUUGUAGAGGAAGCCUAUGUCUACCUUCCCGGCAUAGAGGGUGGCAAGGAGAUUGCUGCCAGGCUGGGAGUUGAUUACUUUGCUGUGAAGGUAGAGCUGGGUCCUAAUGGAGCCACCAAGGUCUUUGAUAUCGGCUCACUGUCAGAUAGCGAGGAGAAGCUGCUGGAAGUGGCCCUUAAGGACCUCAAAGCAAACAUCCAGGCUGGACAUACUUUCAUG
Molecule: messenger RNA, 969 nt
Organism: Clonostachys byssicola
Lineage: Eukaryota; Fungi; Ascomycota; Sordariomycetes; Hypocreales; Bionectriaceae
Source: the annotation of a GenBank genome assembly